Rhododendron vialii is the source of this 3842-nucleotide messenger RNA. Its product is annotated as histidine kinase 4. Gene Ontology annotation, molecular function: phosphorelay sensor kinase activity. Gene Ontology annotation, biological process: phosphorelay signal transduction system; phosphorylation. The record is from RefSeq and is a predicted model, not a curated record. NCBI's taxonomy places the organism in Eukaryota, Viridiplantae, Streptophyta, Magnoliopsida, Ericales, Ericaceae. The transcript is spliced from 12 exons. The coding region runs from base 484 to 3471 and encodes 995 amino acids.
GCUUGUGCUUCACUGGAACUCGAAGCUGCCUAAUCAAUUGAUUAAUCUUAAGGGGGUCAAUCUCUUACCUUGUUUCAUCUUGCUGUUUAUAUACGAAUAUAAAAAGCAUUUUUUUGAGAGAACAGUGAACGUGCUCUGCUUUGUCCGGACUUCAUUCAAACCAAACCUCACGCUUGCAGAGAGAGAGAGAGAGAGAGAGAGAGAGAUGGAGAGAGGGAGGCUCUUGCUAUUUUUUAUUUCAUUCAAAUCCUGAAGGCUGAAACCCCAUUGAAGAGAGAGAGAGAGAGAGAGAGAGAGGUCUUAGGAACCUGGGCUUUGUCCAUCUUUUGAGAGCUAAAAACAGCCCACGCUUGCUCUAGAGAGCGAAAGUAUCGAAAAGUGAAUUGUGAAGAAGAAGGAGGAGGAGGAGGAGGAGGAGGAGGAGGAGAGAGAGAGAGAGAGAGAGAGAGAGAGAGAGAGAGAGAGAGAGAAGCAGAGGAACUGAUGGGUGUGAAGAUGAUGCAAGGCCACCAUUUGGUGUCCGUGAGGUUGAAUGAGAAACUGGGAGGCACAAAAAGGAACUACACAAUCGUGCACCGCCUUCCUCUAACCGGAUUACUGAUUCUUUGGUUGAUCGUUGUGGGCCUUGUGAGCUAUCUUUAUGUGUAUGAACCAACUGAUGCUGACACCAAGACCAGAAGGCAGGACGGGCUGGUAACCAUGUGCGAUCAGAGAGCUAGGAUCUUGCAAGACCAGUUCAGUGUCAGUGUUAACCAUGUCCACGCCCUUGGUAUUCUUGUCUCAACCUUCCACUAUUACAAGAACCCAUCUGCAAUUGAUCAGGAAACUUUCGCCGAAUACACUGCCCAAACCGCCUUUGAGCGGCCACUGCUUAGUGGGGUGGCUUAUGCACAGAGGGUGGUGCAUUCAGAGAGAGAAGAAUUUGAGAGAGAACAUGGGUGGAUGAUAAGAACAAUGGAGAGGGAGCCUUCGCCUAUCCGGGACGAGUAUGCCCCUGUUAUUUUCUCUCAAGAGACAGUGUCCUAUAUAGAAUCACUUGAUAUGAUGUCAGGAGAGGAGGAUCGCGAGAACAUUUUGAGGGCUAGGGCUACCGGGAAAGCAGUUCUUACUAGCCCUUUUCGGUUGUUGGGUUCUCAUCAUCUAGGGGUUGUGUUGACAUUUCCAGUUUACAAAUCCAAACUCCCUCCAAACCCAUCAGUGGAACAACGAAUUCAAGCAACUGCAGGAUAUCUUGGCGGGGCCUUUGAUGUUGAGUCGCUAGUUGAGAACUUGCUUGGGCAACUGGCUGGGAACCAGGCGAUUUUGGUGAAUGUUUAUGAUGUUACCAACUCUUCUGACCCCUUAAUCAUGUAUGGACACCAAUAUGACGAUGGCGACAUGUCCCUUAAGCAUGUCAGCACAGUUGAUUUCGGAGAUCCAUCCAGAAAGCACCAAAUGGUGUGUGGGUACCUUCAAAAGGCACCCACAUCGUGGUCGGCAGUCAACAAUGCCGGCUCUCUUUUUGUCAUUCUUGUUUUAGUUGGUUGCGGUGCGUAUUUUUCAGCACGCCAUGCUGUUAAAUUUGAGGAUGACUUCCAUGAAAUGCAGGAGCUGAAAGUCCUAGCAGAAGCUGCUGAUGUUGCUAAAUCCCAGUUUCUAGCCACUGUUUCGCAUGAAAUCAGGACACCCAUGAAUGGUAUUCUUGGAAUGCUUGCCCUCCUUCUGGAUACUGCUUUGAGUUCAACACAAAGGGACUAUGCUCAAACUGCUCAAGCGUGUGGAAAGGCAUUGAUAGCGUUAAUAAAUGAAGUGCUUGACCGUGCAAAAAUUGAAGCUGGCAAGUUAGAGUUGGAGGCAGUACCAUUUGACCUUCGCUCCAUACUAGAUGAUGUUCUUUCUUUGUUCUCUGAAAAGUCCAGGCAUAAGGGUAUUGAGUUGGCAGUGUUCAUUUCUGAUAAAGUUCCUGACAUAGUUAUGGGGGAUCCAGGAAGAUUCCGACAAGUGAUCACAAAUCUCGUGGGCAAUUCGGUCAAAUUCACUGAGCGAGGACAUAUAUUUGUGCAAGUCCAUCUAGCUGAACAUGCGAAGGCUGUAAUGGAUGCAAAAGCCGAAUCCUGCUUGAACGGAGGAGCCAGUGUGGUCCCUUUGAGUGCCUGUCAGUUCAAAACCCUAAGUGGUUGUGAAUCUGCCGACGACCGCAUCAGUUGGGAUGCUUACAAAUACUUAAUUGCCGAUCAAGAAUUCCACAUGGCCAGUGAGGAGACGUCUCAAAAUGUCACUUUACUUGUAUCUGUGGAAGAUACUGGGAUUGGCAUUCCUUUAGGUGCUCAGGAGCGAGUUUUCACGCCAUUUAUGCAGGCCGACAGUUCAACCUCUAGACAUUAUGGAGGAACUGGAAUUGGGUUGAGUAUAAGUAAGUGUUUGGUGGAGCUAAUGGGUGGUCAUAUAAGUUUCAUAAGCCGUCCUAAAGUUGGAAGCACAUUCUCGUUCACCGCGGCAUUGAGAAGGUGCGAAAAAAAUGCUUUCAAUGAUCUCAAAAGAUCAAUUUCUGAUGAUCUCCCUACUGGAUUUAAAGGGUUGAAAGCAAUUGUAGUUGAUGGGAAACCAGUUAGAGCAGCUGUAACUAGAUACCAUCUGAGGAGACUUGGUAUCCUGGUUGAAGUUGUAAGUAGCAUCAAGAUGGCAAUUCCGGUUUCUGGCAGAAAUGGUUCAUUGAGAUCCCUAAAUGCAAGGCAACCGGAUAUGAUACUAGUUGAGAAGGACUCAUGGAUGUCUGGCGAGGACAGUAGCGCAAAUUCAUGGUUCCUGGACUUGGAACAGAAUGUCCGCAAGUUGCAAUUGCCGAAGAUGAUAUUACUCGCAACCAAUAUAACUGGCGCUGAAUUUGACCAUGCAAAACAAGUAGGUUUUGCAGACACUGUGAUAAUGAAACCUCUGAGAGCAAGUAUGGUGGCAGCAUGCCUUCAGCAGGUGCUGGGAACAGGGAAGAAAAUGCAACAAGGGAAAGACAUGGUUAAUGGGUCUAAUCUCCUUAGGAGCUUGCUACGUGGCAAGAAAAUAUUGGUGGUAGACGACAAUAUGGUAAACCGCAGAGUUGCCGCUGGAGCACUCAAGAAAUUUGGGGCUGGUGUAGAGUGUGCUGAUAGUGGCAAAGCUGCUCUUGCAUUGCUCCAGUUACCACAUGAUUUUGAUGCUUGCUUCAUGGAUAUUCAAAUGCCUGAAAUGGAUGGUUUUGAGGCUACACGUCGUAUUCGGAAGUUGGAGAACGAAGCAAAUGAGCAGAAAAAAACGAAUGAACGGUCCUCUACUGAUGGAAGAAAGGCUGAAUGGCACUUACCAAUAUUAGCCAUGACCGCAGAUGUGAUUCACGCCACGUUUGAUGAAUGCCUGAAAUGCGGCAUGGAUGGAUAUGUGUCAAAACCCUUUGGAGAAGAGAAUCUCUAUCAGGCUGUUGCACAUUUCUUUGAUUCUAAACCCAUUUCAGAUCCUUAGACCUAUUUCAAUUUACCAGUGACUUGGGUAUAUCUAAUAAGUUGAAGAAGUACAGGUGUUAAUCCCUUGAGCAUUACCAGCAAAUUUUCCAUAUUCUGCUGGUGCUUUUUCCUGGAGUACAGGUUUGGACAAUUAGUUCUAACGCACUUUAUUAAAAUUGAUUGGUUUCUGCAGACAUUGUAUACUACUGAAAGAACCAUCUUUCCCCACUUGUAUGUAUAGAUCGGUAGAGGGGGGUAGGAGGUGGUGUAGCAAAAUGUUGCAUGUUCUGAUAAUGUUGUAAGUUUCUGUUGCCACGGCCAGUCAAGAAGCCACUGUAAUCCCUUGAUUUGUAAAAUUGUACUACUCUUUUUGACGAGUCCUUUUUCCCA